UCCCUCGCGCGACCCCGUCGCCCCGCCACGCCCCCUUCCCGGAAGUGCGCGGGUAAGAGCGGAAGUGCACGCCGACAGCGGCCUGUAGCGGUUCCGCAAUGGUGGGCGGCGGCGGGGUAGGGGGCGGCCUCCUGGAGAACGCUAACCCCCUCAUCUACGAGCGCUCUGGGGAGCGGCCGGUGACCGCGGGCGAGGAGGACGAGCAGGUUCCAGACAGCAUCGACGCGCGCGAGAUCUUCGAUCUGAUUCGCUCCAUCAAUGACCCGGAGCAUCCACUGACGCUGGAAGAAUUGAACGUAGUAGAGCAAGUGCGGGUUCAGGUGAGUGACCCCGACAGCACAGUGGCCGUGGCCUUCACACCCACUAUUCCACACUGCAGCAUGGCCACUCUUAUUGGCCUAUCCAUCAAAGUCAAGCUUCUGCGAUCCCUUCCCCAGCGUUUCAAGAUGGACGUGCACAUUACACCUGGGACCCAUGCCUCGGAGCAUGCAGUGAACAAGCAGCUUGCGGAUAAGGAGCGAGUGGCAGCUGCCCUGGAGAACACCCACCUACUGGAGGUCGUGAACCAGUGUCUGUCGGCCCGCUCCUGAGCCUGCCUUUUCGCUCCCAGCCCCGCCCAGGGCUCAUGGCCUUGUUUUCUUGAAUCACUGAAAAUGAGAAACUAACAUUUUGCAUUUUGUAAUAAACCCUUAAUUUAUAUUCAUUU
This is a messenger RNA of Ceratotherium simum simum (southern white rhinoceros), 706 nucleotides long. It is a transcript of the gene CIAO2B, whose product is annotated as cytosolic iron-sulfur assembly component 2B. The record is from RefSeq and is a predicted model, not a curated record. Gene Ontology annotation, cellular component: cytosolic [4Fe-4S] assembly targeting complex. NCBI's taxonomy places the organism in Eukaryota, Metazoa, Chordata, Mammalia, Perissodactyla, Rhinocerotidae.